Molecule: messenger RNA, 201 nt
Organism: Knipowitschia caucasica
Lineage: Eukaryota; Metazoa; Chordata; Actinopteri; Gobiiformes; Gobiidae
Source: the annotation of a GenBank genome assembly
AUGCGGAGGUCCAGCGGCAUGUCAGAUGCUUCCUAUAAAUGGAUAAAUCGUGUGUUUAAAGCGCUGCACGGUGUGAGGAAAGCCUUUGAAGUGCCGUUACGCAGCGCGCUCCAGUGUUGGCACUUGCGCGCUCGGCGCAGGCCUUUAGAAACUCUGGACUUGUCGGGACCCGAGAGACUCCCCCGGGCGGCCAGGGGAUGA